CCACCGCUCAGCCCUGCCUGCUAAUUUACCGGGUCGAUCGCGACCAUGGGAACGCAGGACUAAUUUCCCCGAGGCUCUGAAUCCUUCCGACAGCCCCCGUGAUCCACCCGGGCCCGAAGUCCGACAUUGAAAAAACAUUGUCGCCGACCGGCCGGAGCUGUCAGUCGGAUGGGCGCCUGUAGGCACUCACAAUCUCUGUACAUGGAGUUCUCCCGGAUUGGAGCGUUCGUCCGCGAGUCGCCAAGGAGGUGGUGUUGGGUCUUAGUCAGCAUCAGCAUUACCGCCGGUUUUUGUGACCUGAUCCGCGUUAUGCGCCUGUCGCUCAAAGUCCACGUGUGACGUCGCUGAGGGUGCACCGCUUCAGCACCGCAUCGCCGGAUUGCCGGCCAUUUUCUUGGCCUCAGAUUUUAGUUCCUUUUUGCUCUCUUCCCUUCCCGUGUCAACUCACUGCGCAUGAGAGGCUUUCGCUAGAAUAGGCUGCGAUCGCUCACGUUCGCAUCCGGAGAGCACUACAUUUCGUGUACCACGCAUCUCAAAUCACCGCCCUUGCUUGUCAUCUCGUGCCUCUUUCUAUGGUCGGCGCUCCGAGCAGCCAUGGUGUCCGACGAUGAAUCCAUUACGCCUCUACUAUGGUCCUUCUCGGGCUUCCGCGAGAACAGACGACCGACACCCAUCAGGCGACAGUUCAGCCAGUCGCGGACCAGUCUGAAGGACGUCCUCGCGUCCCGGAAGAAGCAUUACGCCGUCCUCGCUCUCGUGUCCCUGGACGUUGCGACGCUCAUGACCAAUAUCUUUGUGGAGCUCGUCGCCUGCGAUAUGAAGCGGGAAGACGAAACCUGGGUAAAGACCACGCGGCAGGGUCUUACCCUCGCUGGUCUUGUGUUCAGCUGCGUAUUCUUAGCGGAGCUGAUUCUCUGUGUGAUAGCUUUUGGGUGGAGAUACUUCACCGAGUGGUUCCACGUGCUCGACAGCAUAAUCAUCGUAGCGAGCUUCAUCGUCGAUGUGCUCUCCCACGGCAUCGUGGAGGAAAUUGCGUCCCUUGUCAUCAUCUUCCGUUUGUUUAGGUUCGUCAAAGUGGUGGAGGAAAUGAGCAUGGGCGCAGUGGAGCGAAUGGAAGGACUCGAGGAACAACUGGCGGCCCUCAAGCGAGAAAAUGAGGAGGUGAAGAAACAACUGAUGAGGCGGUGAUUCGGGACUGGGUGUAGCAUUGACGGUGGCGCGCUUCAUGUGAUGAUCGAUACCCGUCGAGGAAUGGGCGAAUGGGCCCUUGAAUAUGAGCCGAUUCGGCAUAAAGAACGGGCAGGUGGUCGGUUGGGCGUUGUGGCUGUCGUAUUCCACACUCUCUUCUUUCUUUUUCUUCCUGAGAACGUCGGCAGCAUUGUCCGGGCAAAUGGAGAUUAUCUUUGUUGGGAUGCAGCAUCUACUGCGAUGGAAAAUAAAACGAACCCCCCCCCCCCGUGAGGAAUAAUGCCGCGACAACUUGAUUGCCCC
Molecule: messenger RNA, 1491 nt
Organism: Colletotrichum destructivum
Lineage: Eukaryota; Fungi; Ascomycota; Sordariomycetes; Glomerellales; Glomerellaceae
Product: Putative Ion transport domain, voltage-dependent channel domain superfamily
Exons: 2
Coding region: 595-1188 (197 amino acids)
Biological process (GO): proton transmembrane transport
Cellular component (GO): plasma membrane
Molecular function (GO): voltage-gated proton channel activity
Source: RefSeq, a predicted model, not a curated record